UAUCUCGCCGCUCACUUGCUUGAUUUGAUCACACCACACAUCACACCAUGAUUUACCUAUUGAUUAAAGAUAUUUUGGUACUUGUGGGGUAUAUUACUAUUGCAGACUAUAGUUAUGUGAAUAUUGUUUAGAAGCUUUAUUCAUUACUACUUAGAAUUAGUUUUAUUCGUGGCUCCACAAAAAUGAGUUUGGUACCUGAGAAGAACAGCGAUUUCAGUACAACCAAGUAUUGGGACUCAUUUUUUACAAAACGAGAGGCAGCAUUUGAAUGGUAUGGUAAUUAUGAAAAUUUGAAACGUUUACUCACUAAAUAUGUCUGUUCUAAAGAUAUUAUAUUAAUGUCGGGAUGUGGAAAUUCAAAUCUAAGUGCAAAUAUGUACUGUGAUGGAUUUUCCAAUAUGACCAGUGUUGAUAAUAGUGAAGUUGUUAUAGCGAAUAUGAGUAAAAAACAUACAAAAAAAUAUCCUGGUUUAGUAUACGAAAUUAAAGAUAUUUUGAAUACUGAAUAUCCAAAUGAAAGGUUCAGUGUUGUUAUUGACAAAGGAACAUUGGAUGCAUUGAUGCCAGAUGGCGAAGUGGAAUCGCUUACACGUGCAAUGUCAAUGUUCAAUGAAAUCAAACGAAUAUUGAAAUUUGGUGGACGUUAUAUUUGUAUAUCUCUUCUUCAGUAUCAUAUUGCCAAAUUUUUAUUUACCUAUUUUAGUGAAAACGGUUGGAUUAUUCGUGUGUGUCAAUGCACAGAAGUUGAAGAUUCUGCAGAUUUUAAUGGCCAACCAGUAUUUAUGGUUGUCUGCACUAAAGUUAAUAAAAUACCAGGAGCCAAACCAGUUAUUGAAUGGAACCCAGAUGGACUUACAAAUGAAAGAUUAGAUUCCAUAUCUGAUCUAUUAGAAAUAAUAAUUGGUACUCAGAAAUCUGUUUCAAUGUGUUUUGAUCUCACCAAAUGUCAAAUGGAAGAUAUGUCAAAUAGUUAUCGAUUUGAAAUUAACUGUACUCAAACAAAAACUCCUCGAUAUACAAUUAUGAUAGUGGAAUCUCCUUCACAAAGAAAUCCAAAUAAAAUGACCUUUGCUGCAUUCAUUGUUCCUCAUGGUCGAGAACAUGAAUGGUUAUUUAACAGUGAAGAAGGACAAGAUAUAUUACGACGAAAUUGUAAUGUUGAUCGUUUAGCUAUUAUUAGUAUGCAUAGAGGGCAGGUUUACAAGAGUUUAAAACAAGUACAACAGGAACUGUCAAGACUUAUGUUAAAAAUUGCCCCACAAGGUGUAUUGAAACGUGGAGAAACUAUCUUAUUUUUAUCAUUAGAACAACAACUCGGAGAAAGAAAGAUCAUUAUGGAAAGUAAGAGUGAACACUCUGGUAACUUUGUAAUAGAAGAAGUAGAAGGACAAAAAGGUGAAACUUUUAGGCGAUUAGUGUUCCUUAACAUGCCUCACAUUAUACAAUCAGAAGCAAAAUUAUUGAAAGAAAAUGAUGAUAUCAAAAUAGACUAUUCCCAUUUUCUCAGUGACUACAUACCAUAUUUAGGUCUUGGUAUCGGUAUUAAAGCAAACCAGUCAAUUGAAGAACCUAGAAUUCUUCUAAUUGGUUUGGGUGGAGGUGUACUUACUAAUUUAUUGAUAAAUGCUUAUAAAAAUGUACGUAUUGUUGCUUUAGAAAUAGAUUUAGUUGUAUACAAAAUAGCCAAAGAAGCGUUUGGAUUAAUUGAAGACAGUCGAUUAGAAGUAAAAAUUUGUGAUGGUCUCGAGUAUCUAUCCAAUGCUGUCAAAAAUGGUGAUAAGUAUGAUGCUGUGGUAUAUGAUGUAGAUGUUAAAGAUCCAACCUUGGGCUUAAGUGGGCCACCUAAAGCUUUCCUGAUACAAGAUGUAUUGAAUAAUGUAAAAUGUUUAAUUGGAGAACAAGGAUUGUUUUUAUUAAACUUUGUUUGCCGUGCAUCAGAUGUCAAAAACGAAAUAUUAAAUGUUUUAAAGGCUAAUUUCAAACAACUAACAUCAUUAAAAAUUACUGAAGACAUCAAUAGAGUGUUGUUAGCCAGAAAUAAUAAUGAAGAAUUCAGUGAAGAACUCUUGAAGCAAACAGCUGUAUACAUGAACCAAUGUACUACGAGCAGUCCACUUAUUGGUUGUGAUGUAAUUGAUAUUUCUACAUUAAAGGAAAAUAUUGAAGAUAUAUAAUAAACUAUACAUUUGUUAUUAUUUUAUGAAUAUUGCAUAUUUAAACUCAUAU
Sipha flava (yellow sugarcane aphid) is the source of this 2226-nucleotide messenger RNA. Its product is annotated as methyltransferase-like protein 13. The coding region runs from base 183 to 2174 and encodes 663 amino acids. Lineage: Eukaryota; Metazoa; Arthropoda; Insecta; Hemiptera; Aphididae. The record is from RefSeq and is a predicted model, not a curated record. The transcript has a single exon.